Molecule: messenger RNA, 378 nt
Organism: Pipistrellus nathusii (Nathusius's pipistrelle)
Lineage: Eukaryota; Metazoa; Chordata; Mammalia; Chiroptera; Vespertilionidae
Source: the annotation of a GenBank genome assembly
AUGAAGACAGCCCUGCUGCUCCUCGUCGUCCUGGCCGCGGCCCUGGGCCCAGCCCAGGCCCUGCGCUGCCACGUGUGCAGCAGCUCCACCAACUGUAAGAAGCCGCAGAACUGCCCGGCCAGCGCCCGCUUCUGCCGGACCAUGACCAACGUGGAGCACCUGGCGGGGAACCUGGUGGAGAAGGACUGCGCAGACUCCUGCCGGGCCACCUACACGCAGCCCGGCCUGGGGAGCGGGGGCGCGGCCGCCACCCAGUGCUGCCAGCACGACCUGUGCAACGAGAGGCUCGUCAACGGCGCGCCCCGCCCGCUGGCCGCCGCGCUGGGCCUAGGGCUGGCGCUGGGCCUGCUGGCCCUCACCGCGGGCCCCGGCCUGUGA